Harpegnathos saltator (Jerdon's jumping ant) is the source of this 3024-nucleotide messenger RNA. RefSeq names its product ankyrin repeat and death domain-containing protein 1A. The transcript has 14 exons. The record is from RefSeq and is a predicted model, not a curated record. Gene Ontology annotation, molecular function: protein binding. Gene Ontology annotation, biological process: signal transduction. The coding region runs from base 284 to 1984 and encodes 566 amino acids. Lineage: Eukaryota; Metazoa; Arthropoda; Insecta; Hymenoptera; Formicidae.
CCAGUAGCAUGCCGCCUCUUGUAGUGUGAACGUCAGGUGAGCUUUCGUGUGGCGGAGGAGGACGCAACUCCCGUUCCGCACCUGAUUUCGCUCGAAGCCCGUUGUACCAGUGACCGAAAAUCCAAGAGGGUGGCUCGCCGUGGCGAGGACAAACCGAGGCGAAACGACGUCGUCGAUCAUUAGCAGUCGGUGCAAGCCGGGAGCAUCAGCGUCGCCUAACGACCGGGAGAAGACCACGAAGCCAACGAUGACAAUGCAACAGCCGGGACAAGCGCAGUGAAAGAUGGUGGACAAGAAGGAGCUGAGCAUAACGAAGGCGAGGGCCCCGCCGCCGUUGAACCUCAGCGAGGCGAUCGAGGAUGAAGUACUGAACCAAAAGACUGCUAGAAUUCUUAAGAAUGAUCUUCUCCUACACGAGGCUGUGAUAAAGAACGAAGCGGACACCGUUCGCAAAGUACUUAAGGAGACUGUCGAUGUAGAUUCCAGAAAUAAUUAUGGCCGCGCUCCGAUUCACUGGGCAGCAUCCCGCGGAAACACAGAAAUUAUCGAAAUGUUGAUACAAGCCAAGUGCGACAUCGAAGCGAAAGACAAGUAUGGAAUGCGCCCUUUACAUAUGGCCGCCCAGCACGGACACCGGGACGCGGUGAAGAUGUUGAUAAACGCCGGGGCGAACGUGUCCGCGGUUAACAAGAAACAAUACACCCUCUUAAUGUGCGGCGCUCGUGGCAGCAACGUCGGCGUGGUGGAAUACCUCGCGGAAGCUGUGGAAUCGUUAAACGGCGAGGCCACCGACUGCACCGGUGCAACUGCGCUUCACCACGCGGCUGUCACGGGGCAUCCCGCUGUUAUAACAGCGCUGUCUAACAUACCGCGGAUCGUGCUCGACGCGACGGACAAGAAAGGACAAACACCGAUGCACUGUGCCUGCGCCGAGGAGCACCUGGAGGGUGUCGAGGUCCUUAUAGGAUUAGGCGCGAACGUAGACGCCCAGGAUAACGAUGGUAAUACCCCGCUUCACGUGGCCACCAGGACCAGGCACACCGGGAUCGCGCAGUUGUUACUGAAGGCGCGAGCAAACACCGAGCUCACCGAUGCGGUGGGCUUCACUCCUCUUCACGUCGCUGCGAGUCAAGGCUGCAAGGGAAUACUUGACUCCAUGAUUCAGCACGGGGCUGAUCUUAACAAGCAGUGCAAGAACGGCAAUACCCCUCUGCAUCUGGCCUGCCAGAACAACGAAGUAGACACGGUAGAGAUAUUAAUUAACAAGGGCGUCGAUCUGAAUUGUCUAAAUUUGAGGCUUCAAUCGCCUAUUCACAUCGCUGCCGAGAUGGGACACACGGACAUCUGCGAGUUACUUCUUGCAGCAGGUGCGAAUAUCGAGCAGAAGGAACAGAGCGGCCGGACACCACUUUACAUAGCGGCGAGAGGCAGUUUCACGGCCAUCGUCGACAUGAUCAUUAAAACCGCGAGAUUGGAUUAUCCGACCCUGGAGAUUUCGAGUUCCGACAAGGAGGCUCGAGAAUUAACUCCAGCACGAAGACGAUGGAGAGAAGGCUCGCGCGGUGGCAGCAUUUCCAGCAACAACGGCGGCCUGUCCGAGCAAAUGCGAUCCAUUCUUUGGAAGCUGGCCUACAAACAGCUGGCGCCCGGCGACUGGAAGAAAUUGGCUCUCCACUGGGCCUUCACCCACGACCAGAUCAGAGCUAUCGAGCAUCAGUAUACAGUGCACUUAGAGCAGCCUUAUGAAAAGGACGAUAAAGCUCCAAUUGUAGGUCCUUCGAGCUACAAAGAGCAUGGAUUUCGAAUGUUACUCAUCUGGGCUUCCGGAUUAAAUCCCGACGUGCCGUUGGCGAAAGAGCUCUGCGAAGCUUUGUCAGCGGUAGGCAAGAAGGCGAUUGCUGAUUCCGUUCGCAAGCAGAUGGAUCAGGAAAAUGCCAAGGCGAAAUCGAAGAGCCGACGGUGUCACAAAUGCUCCAUCGCGUGAAUAUUCACGAGUGCCAAACUCGACUCAUCCGUAAAUUUCACGUACGCACACACACACACACACACACACACAUACACACAAAGAUGUUACGGAUGUUGCAACUUCUGUCGUAAUAGCUCUGUUGCUAUCGGAAACGUUCAUUAUAUAGAACGUUAUUACACAGUAUGAAAAGUUCUCAGAGAAGCUCGACGAAAACGCCAAAGACCCACGAUACUCACUCGAAAGCACUCGUAUGAGUCUUAUACAAAAGUCUCACUUACCUUUUGUACCAAUAUUGGACAAUGUUUCGCAAUUUCUGGGGACACGAACAACGAUUAUAAUUUACGGCGGAGAGGUAGCUGUCAUUGUGUCGAUUUUAAGUGUACACGUACACAUAUACAUCAUCGUGAAAACUUUUAUAAAACUUGAAGCGUGAUUCAACCAAGUUUAUUCUACAGAUUCAUGCAAUUUCUCAACGAGAAACAUUCAAGCUUGCAGUUUACCGGACUCGGCGAAAGAUUCAUCAUCGUCGAGAAAAAAAUAAGCUUGCUCGGUGGAAAAACGAAACAUAUAUUAUGUAAACGAUCCUUUCAGUUCCGAGUAAUAAUAUCAGGAUAAAUAUUUGAUCUUUGCAACAAAUUACUCAGCAAAUUUUAAAUUCGAAAUUAGCGAUCGACGUGAUCCAAAUUUACCACAGAAAUCACACGAUGAAAUUCGAUUGAGAUGAAAUUUCCACGGAACAAAUCGUAGCCCGUCAGCGGAUAAACAAUUUCAAGUUUACGAUGACAGCAGAAAGGACGAUUUAGGAAAUCCGAAAUGUAUGCGAUAUGUGCGAGGAAAAGUAUUUAAGAAACAAGAUACUAAACAAUUAUAUACGUACGAAACUAAACCGUCCUGAGCAACUCUAAUCUUAAUUUAGACUACUCGAGUUUAUCAUGAUUCCAUUUACUCUCGUGAUUGUUUUAUAUAGAAGAAAUGUCAUAUGCCAUAUGCAGUGAAACUUGUAGGAACAAAAAUGCAGUUAGUACAGAAACGCUCGGCAGGGCGGUACAAUUGUAAAA